AUGCUCCUUAACCCCAGUUGUGUUAAUACGUGGUUCGAGAGGAUUAGCAUCAUGGUGAUCCUGCUCAACUGUGUGACACUGGGCAUGUACCAGCCCUGUGAGAACAUCGACUGCACCUCGGACCGCUGCCAGAUACUGCAGGCCUUCGAUGCAUUCAUCUACAUCUUCUUUGCGUUGGAGAUGGUGGUAAAGAUGGUCGCUCUUGGGAUCUUUGGCCGACGCUGUUACCUAGGAGACACCUGGAACAGGCUGGACUUCUUCAUCGUCAUGGCUGGGAUGGUAGAAUACUCACUGGACCUGCAGAACAUCAACCUGUCGGCCAUUCGGACGGUGCGGGUCCUUCGGCCCCUCAAAGCCAUCAACAGAGUGCCAAGCACAAUGUGAUGCACAGAGCGUUAGCCACCACAGAAGCUGCAAAAACUAUGUGGAGAAUGCAAAGAUAAAACAACACAAUUAAAAUGUG
Molecule: messenger RNA, 463 nt
Organism: Micropterus dolomieu (smallmouth bass)
Lineage: Eukaryota; Metazoa; Chordata; Actinopteri; Centrarchiformes; Centrarchidae
Product: voltage-dependent T-type calcium channel subunit alpha-1I-like
Exons: 4
Coding region: 1-384 (127 amino acids)
Biological process (GO): positive regulation of calcium ion-dependent exocytosis; sodium ion transmembrane transport; calcium ion import
Cellular component (GO): plasma membrane; neuron projection; voltage-gated sodium channel complex
Molecular function (GO): low voltage-gated calcium channel activity; voltage-gated sodium channel activity
Source: RefSeq, a predicted model, not a curated record